AUGAAUGACGAUUACGACUGGGUUGAGGAAUACCAAAUUUUGGAAUAUAAAUUGGCAAAUGAGCCAUAUGAUUUGAGGAAAUUGAAUGUAGGCGGCACCAUUUUUCACACUACAAAAUACACGCUGAAAAAAUUCGGUGGAAGACUGAAAAGAAUUUUAGACUCUAAAACAAAGACAGCAACUGAUGAAAACGGAGACAUUUUCAUCGAUCGAUCGCCGAAACAUUUUGAAUCGAUUCUGAAUUAUAUGCGCGGUGGGAACAUUGAUCUUCCAGAUUCUCUGAAAGAAUUGAAGGAAAUUCGAGAAGAAGCACGUUACUAUGAAUUGACAAAUCUUUUAAAGUUGUGUGAUGAGCUCAUCGAUGAGAAGUUGGCGCCCGGAACUAGAGAUCACAGAAAUCUCAAAUUCAUCAAAAACGAUGAUGAGUAUUUGCAGAUUGUUACGGAACCAGUGAAGCCCGUCUUUGUCUUCCACUAUUCUCCAAUUGAACAUGGAAAAUUUACGUAUCCAUACAACUUGAAUAUUCAAGACUUCCUCGAGAAAUAUAAAAAUCAAUUCGACAUUUAUUUCAAAGCUCAAAAGGUCGAAAACAACGAGAAAGUAUUCUGGAAAUGGUCGAUUCAUCACUACAAUAAAUAUCUCGAAGGACAGGACGGAUACAAGUAUGGAGUGAAGGAGGAAAUCGAUAAUGACAUUGAGAAAUUCUUGAAAAAUGCGCCAUUCCCAUAA
Messenger RNA from Caenorhabditis remanei, 729 nucleotides. RefSeq lists its product as uncharacterized. The transcript is spliced from 5 exons. Lineage: Eukaryota; Metazoa; Nematoda; Chromadorea; Rhabditida; Rhabditidae. Bases 1 to 729 code for a protein of 242 amino acids. The record is from RefSeq and is a predicted model, not a curated record. Gene Ontology annotation, molecular function: protein binding. Gene Ontology annotation, biological process: protein homooligomerization.